Molecule: messenger RNA, 1850 nt
Organism: Bombus terrestris (buff-tailed bumblebee)
Lineage: Eukaryota; Metazoa; Arthropoda; Insecta; Hymenoptera; Apidae
Product: short coiled-coil protein B
Exons: 3
Coding region: 68-562 (164 amino acids)
Cellular component (GO): trans-Golgi network
Source: RefSeq, a predicted model, not a curated record
GUUGUACUUGCGCGCAGGUUUGCUUGGAAGUGUGUUAUUUCUCUCGUAGAGCAUCCUACGCGUCAAGAUGUCCACGUCGAUGACAGACAAGCUUCUGGAUGACAUGAACAGCAUACCGCUGGCAGACGAUGAUCCACAAGUGAUAAUUCCCGAAGAAGAAAUUUUGGACAAUAGCUGCCACAUAUCUGAUGCACUUGGCAGUGGACACAGCAUGGAUUCUAUACCAUCUACAUUUACAAAUGGAAGUUGUAGUCCUAACAGUAAGUCUCAAAUCGUUUACAUUCUACUAUUUCACAAAAUAUCAUCAAGCAUUCAAGAUUAUGUGACUGUAGGUUUAGAUCCUGAUAUAAGCCCAGAUGAGCAAGAAGAAAAGGCAAGAUUGAUUGCUCAAGUGCUUGAACUUCAGAACACAUUAGAUGAUUUAUCCCAGAGAGUAGAUAGCGUAAAGGAGGAAAACCUGAAGUUGAGAAGUGAAAAUCAAGUGCUGAGCCAGUAUAUUGAGAAUUUAAUGUCAGCAUCGAGUGUUUUUCAAUCUACGAGCCCCAACACCAAAAAGAAGUGAAUUCACGUUGUCACCUUAGAUAACAAAUAUCGAAGAAACAGGGAUCUUAAAAUAAUGUGAUCUUUAAUCCUCCAUAAAGAGUAUGUACACGUGUUUAUACUUAUAACUGCCUUAUUUCACGAGAAGAAGAUAAAAUUAUUGUAGAUAUAAGAAUUCUCAAAACACUUUAUUUAUAGUCUGUUUAGUAUAUUCUGCUUAUUUCAUAUUUAUACGUUUCAUUAAUUCGUGUACAUACUGUUUAUAGAAAAACUCAUUUGCGAGCAAAAAUUCGCCCGUUUUUUCUUGAAGCGCAUAUUCGAAUCGAAUUUGAAUUCCGAAUUCACGAUCCAAAUCUGUAGGUCGAGGAAUUCAUUGUUCAAUUUUUUGUUUUUUUAGUCACCGCAUACGCUUUUUGCUUAAAAAACGUUUACGCAUUUGUUACUUACUACCAAAGAAUUCCAUUUUGUAUUUCGUGCAAUGUCGUGUGUAUUUGAAGAAUCUCAGUUGUCAUGACCUAAUCUCUUAUUGUAAGUAUGAAAGUUUAUAUGAAAGAUUAAAAUGUGCAAUUUGAAUGAUUGAAAUCAAACAAUAUUCUAGACUUAUAAUUAAAUAUCAGUUUCUUGAUGUUUUCUGGUGUAAGAUUCGUUUUCAGUAUUAAAUCGCAAUUGUUAAAGUUAGUUAUCGCUUUUUCACGUAUUUGAUACUUAUAAAUAAGAAUGCAAGGGUUAUAAAUGUUUGUAGUUACCGUAUUUAAUCAAACACCAACAUUUUUUAAUUCGAGCUUUCGCUUAAGGGUUUCGACAUACGUGUAUGCAAUGUAUGUAGAUGUACAAAAGAGAUAAGAAAUAAUUAUAUAUAUACAAUUACAUAUAGAUAUAAAUAAAUAUAUAUAUAUAUAUAUUAUGUAUACAUAUAUGUAGUAUAUAUUAUAUACCAUAAUUAUAUAUAUUAUGUACUAAUGUAUAGUAUAAUAGUAUAUAUAUAUAUUACAUAUGAUUAUAUAAUAUAUUAAUAUAAAUUAACGUUCGUGUAAAUGCUGCGAGCACAGUGUACAUUUUAAUCACUAAUUUAACUGACUGAUUGAAAACGAUCGACACUUUGCCUGCAGCAUGUUCGAUCAACGAUUACUACUGCAACUGAGAAAGAAAAAAGAUAAGGAAAAAAUUAUAAAGAAAAAGAAAUGUACUGCAAUUUAAAACUGCAACUUACAAUGAAGUUUCAGUUGGAGGGCACAAGCAGAAUGCACAAUCUCAAAUUAUUUCAUUGUUGAGUAACAUAGUGUUAUAAUAAACAUUAUAUUCUAUUGGAA